AUGACUAAUGCAUGGUCGGAAGUGGUCUUGACAAUCAAGAAGUUGUAUUUCAACUCAGUCUAUUACGAAAACGGUGAAUCGGACGAUGACACAAAACUGGAAUAUCUGUUUCACGAGAUGAUUCAAAAAUCUGAUGACUUCCAGAAUACUGAGAAAGAUAUCGGAGAUCUUAUUGAAGCUUUCUCAACUAUUGUGAUUUCUCUGUUGGUUAGCUUCGCUAUAAGCUGGGAACUUUCCAUCGUUUUGGUUGUAAGCAUCCUAUUCUAUACUACAAGGUUUAUGAUGAAACUGCAAACGAGUCAGGUGCUACUACUAAACGAUCUCAAUGUAUCGUCAAUGAGCAUAGCGAGCCAUUGCAUGAGAAAUGUCCGAACUGUAGCUUCUCUCAAUUGCGAGGACCACAUGGUCGAGAAUUACAAGAAAUGGCUUGAACUUGGUUAUAAUGCUGCUAUGACAGGACACAAGUGUUAUGGAUACUUGGAAGGAGUACGACUGUUUCUUUUUCAUACGAUAUGUGCUAUUGCGUUGAUAUACAGCAAUUGGUUAUAUUCUGAAAAGUCUAUUGCUGAAAUUGGGGAUGUUUUCAUAGUUCUGAGUAUAUUAUUUCUGAACCGGUAUCACUACGGAAGGCUUUUGAUCAGUUGGAACAAGAUAGAGAAGGCUCGCAGAACUCUUUUCAGGUAUUAUAAUAAAAUUAAUCAAUUCGAUGAAGAAAAGGAGGUGAAAGGACUCCAAAUGGAAUUCACAAAAGGAAACAUCGUUUAUGACAACGUCUAUUCCAAUCAAGGAGGAGAAACUGUUUUGAAAGGUUUGAUGCUGGAGAUAAGACGAGGAGAAACCGUGGGAAUAGUUGGUGAUAGUGCAAGUGGCAAGAACGCUUUGUAUAAUUUAUUAACUAAUAAUUCUACAUAUACAAUGGGCAAAAUAAUAAUUGAUGGUAAUAGAAUAGAAAAGAUCAGCAGAAAUCAAAUCAGAGAUUCAAUUAAAAUUGUCCGUGGAAAUGAGUCAGUGUUUGAAGGAACAAUCAUGGAGAAUAUAAGAAUGUAUAGACCAGGAAUCACUGAGGAGAAUAUCAAGAAAUGUGCUGAAGUGGCUCAGCUUCAUGGAUUCAUUAGUAAAUUGGAACACGGCUAUUCAACUAAUUUGCUGAAAGACGGCAUAUACGUCACGAAAUAUCAUCAGCAGCUACUGGCGAUCGCCAGAUGUAUCGUAACGGAACCAAAAGUAUUAUUCUUGGAUGAUUCAACAUCCGCUCUAUCAGAGGAAACAGAACAAAAGCUUCUGACUUCCUUGAGAGAACAUCUGGCAAAUAGUAUUAUUAUUAUCAUGUCUGAUCGACCAUAUUGCUUGGAGAAGGUCGACAAGAUAUUUGUUCUUGAAGAUGGUGUUGUGAUAGAAAAGGGAAGUCAUCUACAACUCAUUUCCAAACAAGGAAAAUAUCUGGAGUUCAUUAAGCUCUGGGAAAAGAGAAGAGUAUUCUCUCCAUCAACUGGUAACACUAUAAGAAGAGAAUGUUCAAUAGAGAAUCGUUUCUUGCAAGGAAAUAGAAAUAGAUUCUCCUGCAACUAUAACGGGAUUGUGAAACUGUUGGUGGGAUCCAUAUUUGCUUGCUUCUUACGUAGCAUCGACAAACCGAUUUUUCUAAUCGUUUGUUAUAUUUUUCUCUUUGACAUUACUGCAACGUUCCAGGCGGAUUGGGUAUUCACCAUUAUACUAGGUGGGCUACUCGUUGUAUGGAUCUCUUUCGUGUUACGAAAUUAUAUUGGACACAUGUUUUUGGAGACAUUUCUAAUCAAUUUGAAAGUUUUAACAUUUCGAUCAUAUCUUCAUGCCGAUCGCAAUGAAAUGGAUAAGAUGAAAGCUAAGGAACGGUCACCAUUUGCAGUAAUCUUCAUGAUGCCGGAAGAGAUAACUGAAGUACUGUAUGGUGGGUUAAUGGAAAACGUUCAUUCAUGUUUUACUAUUCUUCUCAAUUCUCUCGUCACUUGGUAUCUUGUCUGGGAGCUUGGUGUUGUUUCAUCGAUUUUCAUUUUCAUUUACUUGUGUAUUCUGGUGUGUGGCUGCGUUUCUGACUACAGAAGAGAUUUCAAGAAAAGUGCUGGCAUAGACUUAGAGACGUUACGAGCUGUUCGUCAAUUAUCCGCCAAAUAUUAUUAUUUCAAGAGAAUCACAGAUGCAGCUCCAGAAGAGAACUUUUAUAUUAAAAUGUUCGGGGUGGAACUUGUGAUGGUGUACGAUCUCUUCUCUAUUGCUUUAUCGCUAAUAUUAUUAGGAAGGAACAUGUACAGCUUCAGCUCGAUAAUCAUAGCAUUCGUCUCGGGUCAUUUCUGUCAAUGGUCUCUUAUUACUUUGAAAAAUAAUUCCGCUUCUACUAUGAGAUCGUUAAGAACGUUCAUGAAUAUAUUCAAUACGAUUCGAUCUCCUCAAGAGAUUUUAACAAAACACAACAAGGGUAUAAAGCUGGAAAUUUCUGGGGAUAUUCAUCUGAAAAGGUUGAGCUUCUUCUACCCGUCUAAUCCGGGAAAACUAAUUCUGAAAAACAUCGACUUGACAAUAAAAUCCGGUGAGAAGGUUGCUAUUUAUGGAAAAAGUAAAAGUGGAAGAAGUACAAUAUUCCAAUUAUUGCAAAAGUUCUACUCCCCGUCCAAAGGAUGCAUUCUGUUCGAUAGCAACAAUAACAUUGAAGAACUCAACGCACAUUAUCUGAGGAAUCAAAUAUGUUCCGUCAAUGGAGAUCCCAUUAUCUUUCCCGGAACAAUUCUUGAAAAUAUCACCAUGGGAUUGACUGAUGUUCCUUUGAAGAAAGUUCGAGAAGCUUGUAAAAUGUCUAAUUCACAUCAUUUUAUUGAAUCGUUAGCUCAAGGUUAUGAUUCAAUUAUUGGAACAAAUGAGUUGAAUUUAUCUACCAGUCAAUGUUUACGGAUUUCUCUCACUAGAGCUUUAAUUCGAAAUCCUAAGAUACUGUUGAUAGAUCGAGCUUCAGCUCUCAUAGAUACACAGUCCAGAGAAGUAGUUGAGAAAGCAUUUUCCAAUGCUUCAAUUGGAAGAACGUACAUUGCUAUUGUGAACUCACUCGAAGACCUCGAAAACUACGAUAAAAUAUGCAUAAUGAAUGACGGAAGUAUUGUUGAGGCUGGCAGCCAUGAAGAACUCAUGCAAUUGAAUGGAUACUAUGCCAAAAUGGCAAGACAACUAUAA
Messenger RNA from Auanema sp. JU1783, 3198 nucleotides. NCBI's taxonomy places the organism in Eukaryota, Metazoa, Nematoda, Chromadorea, Rhabditida, Rhabditidae. The record is from the annotation of a GenBank genome assembly.